GCUGACGGUCGUCAAGGCAACGAGUGGGUCACGUGGGUAGCGCGCGCAGCUCUCCGCGAAUGACGUGGCAGAAGUUGUAAAUAAAUUAACCUCCCCAUCGGUUCAGUUCAGUACUUGUGUACACUAUCCAGGGCGUCGCCGUCGCCCUUCGCAACAUCGUCACUGUCAGGACGGCAGAUAAUCGUCAUAUCCAGCUGACACCGCGAGGAAGCCAUGGCGGACAUCUCGUUCUCGGGACGGGCCUACGCCAAGAUCAUCUUGCACGCUGCCAAGUAUCCGCAUUGCGCGAUAAACGGUUUGCUGCUGGGUAAGCAGCCGAAGUCGAGUUCCGGGACGGAGUUGCAGAUCGUCGACGCGGUGCCGCUGUUCCACGUCUGCCUUCAUGUCUCGCCCAUGUCCGAGGUCGCGCUUACUAUGGUAGAGCAGUUGGCCUCAAGUCAAGGUUUAGUCAUCGCUGGGUACUAUUUAGCUAAUGAGAACAUCAAUGACAUCAGUACUGACAAACCAGCACACAGAAGCAUAUCAGAGAAAAUAGCUGAAAACUUCAGUCAUGCAGUCGUAGCUGUUGUUGACAACAAGGAAAUGACUAUUGGCAUGAACACAAAUCCAUUACGGAUUUCUCAAUUUUCAGAGGGCAAAUGGAAAUUCAAGGAAAAGUCAAGCAUAAACUACGAAGGAGGAGCGGGUCUCUUGGAAGCCAUGUAUAAUCUGAUGAGAAACGAGGAGUACAGAAAUCUAGUCGACUUUGAUAACCAUCUCGAUAACAUAUCCCUGGAUUGGCGAAAUCUGAAACUGAACGAGGCGAUCGACGACGCUCUCAAGAACCAUCGAUAGACUUAAUCUGUAAAUAGUACAAAAUCACAACAUUCUUUUCUUUUAUAUUUGUAAGAAAUACUUUCAAGGUUUCAUGUAUAAUAUUAUUACACAAAUUACACGGAUAUAGAUCUAAAA
Molecule: messenger RNA, 951 nt
Organism: Nasonia vitripennis (jewel wasp)
Lineage: Eukaryota; Metazoa; Arthropoda; Insecta; Hymenoptera; Pteromalidae
Gene: EMC8-9
Product: ER membrane protein complex subunit 8/9 homolog
Exons: 4
Coding region: 214-834 (206 amino acids)
Cellular component (GO): EMC complex
Source: RefSeq, a predicted model, not a curated record